Sordaria macrospora k-hell is the source of this 495-nucleotide messenger RNA. Lineage: Eukaryota; Fungi; Ascomycota; Sordariomycetes; Sordariales; Sordariaceae. The record is from RefSeq and is a predicted model, not a curated record.
AUGGUUCCAAUACUCGACCAAUCCGAGAUCCCAACCCGCUUCCUCAUCAUCUCCGACACCUACGACAAUGUCUCGCCUCACCCGCCCGCCUCCUUACCAAACAGCAUCGACGUCCUCAUCCACUGCGGCAACCUCACCUACGACUCCAAACUCGCCGAGUUCACCACCGCCCUCGCCCUUCUCUCGAGUCUCAACACCGUUCCCCUGAAACUAAUCAUCCCCGGACCCAACGACUGGACUCUAGACGACGCCGCGUACGAAGCCAGAAUUACCGAAGCCAGCAACACUAAUAAGAAAAAAGGCGGGACUGGGGCCCUGUUACCAAGGGAUAUGGAGGCCCUGUACGCCGAAUACGGCAGGCCGGGGCAGGCUCGUCAGCUCUUGUUGUCUGAAAAGGCGAGGCAGCAUGGGAUUUUUUUGAUGGCGAAUGAAGGAAGAUGGGAAUUUGCCCUGGCGAACCACGCUGUUUUGGCGGUUGGCGAUGUGCAGACCUAA